Messenger RNA from Vitrella brassicaformis, 1206 nucleotides. The record is from the annotation of a GenBank genome assembly. NCBI's taxonomy places the organism in Eukaryota, Vitrellaceae.
GCGCACAGCAGUUGACAGGCUGGGAACACAGCAAUACACACAUAGUGUUCAGUGUCCGAGUGCUGGGUGAACUUGUGUGUACGCGGGAAUCUGUGGUUGGUCUGCUGAUUCGUGCCACUCUGCUCUCUGUACAUAUCUAACUCCACUGGCUCCACACAGCAGACUUAUCACUCACUUCUCUCAGCAUAUAUCGAAGAACACAUCAAACCAACCCUCAAGCCCACCACACCCCGAGAAGGCAUCUCAUCUCCCGACCGACACGACACAUACGUACCCACAAUCAACACACCGACCAAGCAAAGCCUCCGUCCGUCCGUCCGUCCAUCCAUCCAUCGUAUCAGAUCGAUCACAUAAGUAGGUCUUCGACAGUGCCGAUGAGAGCCCCAUUGUCCCAUUUCCACGGGAAGAAGAUCGGUCCGAAGAAGUCGUCCUUGUAGCCCUUGAUGGCGAACUCGAGGAAGCGCCCCAGGAUGGCCGCACCGAGGCACAGCCAGAACCAAUCCACCACGUCCUCAAACAGCGUACGCGCAGGACUCUUCAGCGUUGCUGAACGAGGACAUCACGUAGAGAACGCGAUACGCAACGGUGUGCGCGUCUGUCUGUCCGUGUGUGUGCGGGGCGUGUGUGGUCUGGACUUUCAUGGUCCCUGACCGAGUCUGUCCCGCUUCCGCUUUUCGUACCACCUCAUGACCGCCUCCUCUGUGCCGUACUCCUCGCUCUGUGACUGCGCCACCAGAUCACCCAAGAGCACCUCAGACUCACUCACCAACGUCUCCAUCUUCUGCCCGGUCUUCACAUCGCCCCUCCCCCUCUUGGACACCCUUGAAGCAGCACCACCGGCACUGGCGGCACCAGCAGCAUCGACAGUGAGGUCACCGAUGAACACCUCAUCCUCUGCAGACUCGCCCUGUGCUCGCGAUGGCUUCAUAGGCUGCUGCGUCGCCUCUGGCACAUUGCUGCUGUCGACAGCUGCCCGUGCUGCUUGGUGACGUCUUGAUGUCGAUAGCACACGGCGACGAAAGAGCAGAGGUGCAACGAUGAAUGCCGAGGGAUGGGCAUCGAUGGACAGAGUCGCCGCGGCAUAUGAGAUGGCAAGCAUGGAUCUCGUGAGCAGCAACAAGAGAACGGGUGGCAAAGACGAGAGGCAGACAGAUAGAUGCUGAGCCUUCAUUCCUGGUAGCUCCAGACUCACGAAGGCUUUGGUUG